UUCCAGCGGCCCCAGGAGCAGUACCCCCCGCUGAAGUUCGGCACGGUGCCCAACGGCAGCACGGAGAAGAACAUCCGCAGCAACUACCCGGCCAUGCACAGCUACAUGGUGCCGUACAACCAGCGCGGCGUGGAGGACGCGCUGCAGCACCUCAAAACGGGGAAGCUGGACGCCUUCAUCUACGACGCGGCCGUGCUGAACUACAUGGCCCGCAAGGAGGAGGGCUGCAAGCUGGUCACCAUCGGCUCGGGGAAGGUCUUCGCCUCCACGGGCUACGGCAUCGCCCUGCAGCGGGGAUCGCGCUGGAAGCGCCCCGUGGACCUGGCCCUGCUCCAGCUCCUGGGGGACGACGAGAUCGAGAUGCUGGAGCGGCUCUGGCUGUCGGGGAUCUGCCACCAGGAGAAGCUGGAGGUGAUGAGCAGCAAGCUGGACAUCGACAACAUGGCCGGGGUCUUCUACAUGCUGCUGGUGGCCAUGGGGCUGAGCCUGCUGGUCUUCGCCUGGGAGCACCUGGUGCACUGGAAACUGAGACACCUGGGCACACCUGGGCGGCUGCGCUGCCUGCUGGCCAUCAGCAGGGGCAUGUACAGCUGCUGCAGCGCCGGACCCCCCCACGCCCCCCCCCCCACGCCCUGCGCGCCCCCUGCGCGGCCGCCCCUCCCCCCACGACCCCUUCACGCCGCCCUGGCCCCGCCGCCCCCCCGCGGCCUCUACGAGCCCCUGGGGGGGGGUCCCCGAGAAGACCCCGACCCCCCCUUCGCGUACGCGCGCUUGGCCUACGAGGACGAGCGCAGCCCCCCGCGCCCCCCCGCGAGCGGCCCCCGCCGCCCCCCCCCCGCGGGGACCCCGAGGCUCAGCCGCUGCUGCGGCCCCGCCCCCACCCUCACCUGUGCCGGGGGGGGCACCCCCCACCUGGCGCCCCUCCCCCACCACCACGCCCCUCCCCCCCCGCUGUACCCCGACAUCUCCGACUCGGACUCGGAGGGCUGCGAGGCCGCCCCCUCCCCCACCGCCCCCCGCCGCCGCCCCCCCCUCCUCCGCCGGGCCCCUCCCCCACCCGCCGCAGACGCCGCCGCCCCUCCCCCACUCGGCGGGGCCGCCCCUCCCCCCCCCGUGCUGGUGACCCCACAGGUGACCCUGUGA
Molecule: messenger RNA, 1143 nt
Organism: Haemorhous mexicanus (house finch)
Lineage: Eukaryota; Metazoa; Chordata; Aves; Passeriformes; Fringillidae
Product: glutamate receptor ionotropic, NMDA 2D-like
Biological process (GO): excitatory postsynaptic potential; synaptic transmission, glutamatergic; long-term synaptic potentiation
Cellular component (GO): postsynaptic density membrane; plasma membrane; postsynaptic membrane
Molecular function (GO): NMDA glutamate receptor activity; transmitter-gated monoatomic ion channel activity involved in regulation of postsynaptic membrane potential
Source: RefSeq, a predicted model, not a curated record